Nymphaea colorata (pocket water lily) is the source of this 624-nucleotide messenger RNA. Its product is annotated as dirigent protein 22-like. Lineage: Eukaryota; Viridiplantae; Streptophyta; Magnoliopsida; Nymphaeales; Nymphaeaceae. The transcript has a single exon. The coding region runs from base 1 to 570 and encodes 189 amino acids. The record is from RefSeq and is a predicted model, not a curated record.
AUGGCGUAUUCCCUUCUUCCAAAAUCCUCCGCAUGCACCAUCUUCCUUUUUUGCUUUUUCUUCCUCGUUGCCGUGGCAGUGGAUGCCAAACUGGUUCAUAGUGAUGGAGUACUCCACCGGCCGCCGAAGGAGAAGACGUCCCACCUCCACUUCUACUUCCACGACAUCGUCCGCGGCCGGAAUCAAACUGUAGUACGGGUUGCCGGAGCUGGGAACCGGACCUCGGCGACGGGGUUUGGCGAUGUUGUGAUGAUCGACGACCCCUUGACAGAAGGGCCUGAGUUGUCUUCCAAACUGGUGGGAAGAGCCCAAGGGCUCUACGCUUCGUCCGGGCUGCAGGAAACGAGCUUGCUGAUGGCAGUGAACUAUGUGUUCAUGGAGGGAAAGUACAAUGGCAGCAGCUUGAGCAUUCUGGGGAGGAACACGGCGAUGCGGCCGGUGAGGGAGAUGGCGGUGGUCGGCGGCAGCGGUCUGUUCAGGAUGGCCCGUGGCUACGCCAUUGCGAGGACUCACUCGUUUGAUACAAACCAGGCCACGGUCGAGUACAAUGUCUAUGUCGUCCAUUAUUAGUUAAUUAGAGGAGACCACAUGGCUGCAGUGGAAUAUAUCUCAAUAUUUUUUCUU